CAGCGGCUCACAUCCGUCUUAUGAGCUCCACGGCCCUUGCCGAUGUAAAUGCGCAUUGCUCACUCCGGUGCUUGCAUUCCUUUCUUUCCGCGGCCCGAAGGUACGAGGCUACGGAGAUGGUCGUGGCCGUGAUCUGAACCGGGCCCCAAGGAUAGGAAUAGCUUCAGAGAAGUUAGCGACUGUUGGCGGCGCUUUGUGGUGCGUCUUUCUUUGGAGACUGCCGAGGGUCUUAUUGUUCCGGCAGGCUGAGAUCGAGGGACAGGGCGCUCAUCUUAUCGUCACCGUCAUCUCCAGGGUUCUUAAGAGUUCGGAUGUGCCGUUUCAGGUGACCAAGAUAUGGCUGUUCUGAAACUCGCCGAUCAGCCACCGCUUGUCCAGGCCAUCUUCAGUGGAGACCCUGACGAGAUUCGCAUGCUUAUCUACAAGUCGGAGGACAUCAAUGCACUGGACACAGAGAAGCGCACCCCACUCCAUGCAGCAGCAUUCCUCGGUGAUGCUGAGAUUACUGAGCUACUUAUCCUCUCCGGGGCUCGGGUCAACGCCAAAGACAACAUGUGGCUCACACCUCUCCAUCGGGCCGUGGCAUCACGCAGUGAGGAGGCCGUGAGCGUGCUGAUCCGCCACUCGGCCGACGUGAACGCGCGCGACAAGAACUGGCAGACGCCGCUGCACGUGGCCGCCGCCAACAAGGCCUUGCGCUGCGCCGAGCUCCUCAUCCCCCUCCUGAGCAGCGUUAACGUGUCGGACCGCGGGGGCCGCAGUGCCCUGCACCACGCCGCCCUCAACGGACACACGGAGAUGGUGAGCCUUCUGCUGGCCAAGGGGGCUAACAUCAACGCCUUUGAUAAGAGGGACAGCCGCGCUCUCCACUGGGCCGCGUACACGGGUCAUUUGGAUGUGGUGUGCUUGCUGGUGGACCAGGGGGCAGAGGUCAGCUGCAAGGACAAGCGAGGGUACACACCCCUCCACACUGCAGCCUCCAGUGGGCAGAUCUCUGUUGUCAAGCACCUGCUCAGCCUGUCUGUGGAGGUGGACGAGGCCAAUGCGUUUGGCAACACGGCGCUGCACGUGGCCUGCUUUAACGGGCAGGACGCGGUGGUCAGCGAGCUCAUCGACUUCGGCGCCAACGUGAGCCAGCCGAACAACAAGGGCUUCACCCCGUUGCACUUCGCUGCUGCCUCCACACACGGCGCCCUCUGCCUGGAGUUCCUGGUCAACAAUGGCGCCGACGUUAACGUGCAGAGCCGUGACGGGAAGAGUCCUCUCCAUAUGACGGCUGUUCACGGACGCUUCACGCGCUCCCAGACCCUCAUCCAGAACGGCGGAGAGAUAGACUGUGUGGAUAAGGAUGGCAACACUCCAUUGCACAUUGCUGCUCGUUAUGGCCACGAACUCCUUAUCAACACCUUAAUCACCAGUGGAGCUGAUUGCACCAGGAGAGGAGUUCAUGGGAUGUUCCCCCUCCAUUUGGCUGCUCUGAAUGCUCAUGCUGACUGCUGCCGGAAGCUUCUGUCCUCAGGCUUCCAGAUCGACACCCCGGACAGCCUGGGGCGGACCUGCCUGCACGCCGCCGCGGCGGGAGGCAACGUGGAGUGUGUGAAGCUACUCCUGAGCAGUGGAGCGGACCACAACCGCACAGACAGACACGAGAGGACCCCUCUCCACUACGCGGCCGCCAGCCGUCACUUUCAGUGCUUGGAGACGCUGGUUUCCUGUGGCACCUGCAUUAAUGCCACUGACCAGUGGGGGCGAUGUGCUCUACACUAUGCUGCUGCCUCUGACCUGGACAGGAGGCGACGUGUAGCCCUGGAGCCGGAGAGUCCUGGUGUGCAGGUAGAGAAAGAGAAGGAGGCAGCUCUGUGCCUUGAGUUCCUGUUGAAGAAUGGUGCGACUGCUUUACAGAGAGACAAGCAGGGUUACAACCCAGUUCACUACGCCGCUGCCUAUGGCCACAGACAGUGCCUGGAGCUGCUCCUGGUGCUUGAGGAGAGCCGUGGGGAUAACGGGGAAAGCUCUGGUACCUGGAGUCCACUGCACUUAGCUGCGUACCAUGGGCAAGCGCAGGCUUUGGAGCUGCUACUGCAGGGCCACUGUGAGGUGGAGCGGUGUGACGAGGUGGGACGCACGGCCCUGGCCCUUUCUUGCCUCCGGGGCCACGCUGACUGCACCCUCACCCUGCUCAACCACGGGGCCUCAGUCCACAGCAGGGACAUGACGUGGGGACGCACGCCUGUCCACCUCGCAGCCAUGAAUGGUCACACGUCAUGCUUGCGCCUCCUACUGGAAGACUCUGACAGUGCAGACCUGCUGGACGCAGCCGAUUCUCAGGGACGGACCCCUCUGAUGCUUGCAGUGCUGGGGGGUCACGUGGAUGCUGUUUCUCUGCUGUUGGAGAGGGAAACCAGCGUGGACACUGCGGACCACCGGGGGCUCACUGCACUUCACUUAGGGUUGCUGGGUGGCCAGGAGGAGUGUGUGCAAUGUCUGCUGGAGCAGGAGACCUCCGUCCUGCUCGGGGACUCGCGGGGCCGAACGGCGCUCCAUCUGGCUGCGGCGAGGGGCCACGCGUCCUGGCUGAGCGAACUGUUGAGCAUUGUCUGCGGUGAACCCCCGGUGCCCCAGCUUCGAGACCGGCAGGGAUACACCCCCCUCCACUGGGCCUGUUACAAUGGCCAUGAGAGCUGUGUGGAAGUGCUGCUGGAGCAGACGGGCAGUCGCUGUUUGGAUGGGAACCCCUUCACGCCCCUGCACUGUGCUGUAGUGAAUGACCACGAGGCCUGUGCCACUCUGCUGCUCGAAGCUUUGGGCUCGGAGAUAGUGACCUGCAAGGAUUCCAAGGACAGGACCCCUCUCCACGCGGCUGCGUUUGCCGGCCAUGUGGACUGUGUUCAGCUGCUCCUGGCCCACGAUGCACCCGUGGAUGCUGUGGACCAAUCGGGGCGCACCGCGCUCAUGAUGGCGGCAGAGCGCGGAGCGGUCGGCGCUGUAGAAGCUCUUCUUACCAGCGCAAGUGCGGACCUCGGCUUGACGGAUCAAAAGGGCAACACUGCGCUGCACCUCGCUUGCAGUAAUGGAAAGGAAGAAUGUGCUGUAUUAAUUCUGGAGAAUCUUCGGGAUGCAGCCCUGGUCAACACCACCAACGCAGCCCUCCAGACGCCCCUCCACCUGGCCGGCCGCGGGGGCCUGAAGCAGGUGGUGAAGGAACUGCUUUCUCGGGGAGCCAGCGUGCAGGCCGUGGAUGAGAACGGUCUUACUCCUGCUCUGGCUUGUGCUCCUAGCAGAGAAGUGGCUGACUGCCUGGCUCUCAUUCUGGCUACCAUGAUGCAUUUCUGCUCCCCUUGCAGCUCUGGAGCACCCUCCCCAGGAGACCUGCUGAGGUCCCUGCCUCGGUACCGCAAGGGUCCCCAUGGGCCCCAGAGCCCCAGGGAUCCCUCUGGCCCUUCCAGUGAGGGCACCCCCACAGAAAACGACUCUGACUCUGAGACCUUUUGACUACGACCCUACAAGGAAUCCAACCCACACCCCUCUACAGUUCUCAAAGCACUUAGACAAGUGGACCUCACUGAAGUCUCCAUGUGCGGGGACUUUCAAGAACUUAUGAUGUCUGAAGGCUGGUGUAUGCUUCUCGCAGUCACAUGAAGAUGAUCCGUCAUCACGGCUGUAGCAAAAAGAAAAAAAAAAGAGGACAUAUUGUUGGAGUUUCCCGUGCAAUAGUGUUUGUCUUUAUAAAAGAACUGGGUAUAACCCCAUAGGAAAUAGAUAACGGUUCCUCUUCCAGAGCCAAGAAACUGCAACAGCUCCUACUGUUGUGCACUGCCAUCUGCUGUCAGUGGCAUGGUACUACAUCAAACGUGGGCUUCAUUUGCUGUGAGAAGCAUAAAUCUGCCUUAACAAGAAACUCGGUACACUUACUGUGUGACGCUGAUUACACAGGGACUUUUCUGAAACCAUUUUAUAAUUCCUUGUACUCAUCUGGACUGCAAAAGACACGGUGCAGGUAACUUUUUUUUAUUCAGAGUGAAGGCUGAAAUCGCCAAAUACUGACUCAGCAUAACCACACUUAAGGUACAUUUGUAUAUAGUGUAGGUCACACCUGUGGUCUCUUUUGGAAGCACAAUGUUCAGUCUCAUUUGUUUUUAGUGAACAGUGAAUGCCUCACAAAUCCUCACUUCUGUAGUCAGGGACCAAUGAUGUUCUAGACAGACAGAAUUGUAGAGACAGAGAAUUGCAGACAGAUAAGAAAUUACAUGUUACUGCCAUAGACAGACCGGGUUACAUAUUUAAUGUUCAAAUAUUUAUAUGCAAAAAAAAAAAAAAAAAAAAAAAUCUGAUGUCAGACAAAAUAAGGUGAACGUACAUUUGAAAUCCAGUGUAAUGUGAUGUAGAACCAAUACAAAA
This is a messenger RNA of Electrophorus electricus (electric eel), 4398 nucleotides long. It is a transcript of the gene ankrd44, whose product is annotated as ankyrin repeat domain 44. Gene Ontology annotation, cellular component: cilium; T-tubule. Gene Ontology annotation, biological process: protein localization to ciliary inversin compartment; protein localization to T-tubule; regulation of cardiac muscle contraction. Gene Ontology annotation, molecular function: protein binding. Lineage: Eukaryota; Metazoa; Chordata; Actinopteri; Gymnotiformes; Gymnotidae. The record is from RefSeq and is a predicted model, not a curated record.